AUCCAGCUGCGUCGCUGGCGCCAGCGGCAUGACGCGCGCCAGCCGCAUCCGCCAGUGGCGCCAGUACUGGGACGGGCUGGCCAGCGCAGAGGCCGCCCAAUCUCAGCGCGACACAGGUGCCAGACGUAAACUGUCCAAACUGCCACCAUCUGCUGUCGCACUGUUCGACCGCAGCCAACGGGAUGACCUGGGGACUCCAGACGAGUGUGCUCCUUCAGUCCACCAGCAGAGUGACAGCGACCUUCCAGCAGUGUCCAGCUGGAAGUUCCAGUCCCCGACACCUCCACCGUCCUACCAGGAGUUGGUGCUUUCCGGAGUCAUCAAGCCUCCACAACCUCCGGCACCACGCAAGAAGCACCAUCGGGCACACGUCCAGAGGGCUCCUCCUCUCGUACCUCUGCAUCCGACCCCUGCAGUCCGUAGUAGUGUCGAGGACCCUUCUUCUCACGACCAUCCCACUACUGGCAGGCCACUGCAGGAAACGGCAGCCCUCGACACACAAACACUCACCAGCUUCCCGAUUGUCGUUCCCUCUGCUGAACAACAUCCACAUGCGGAAGAUCAAAACAUGGGCGUGAUAGCUGCUGGUCAGCAGAAGUGCACAGUCUCGGCAGGUGUGACUCUUGAGCGAGAGAACAGCUGCUCCAUCUCCAGCAUCACCGUCAGUGAGGGGGCCAGAGUAAGAGUUGUGCAGUCGCCAGAUGACAUACUCAUACCUCCACAGGACACGCACGAGAAAUCCAUUGUGGAACUCAGAGAAGAGACUGUGACGCCUGAAGCCCAUAUCCUAGAAGCUAAGAAACAGAAACCCCAUAUAUCGAGUAGAUAUAUUUCAGCUAUUGGAGCCAAGGAAGAGUCCAUAACAAGCACACGUCCAAAGACUUCCAAAGUGGUACAUAUGACUAACAAAAAAAGGGCCCAGUUGGAAGAGGUCACAGAUGUACCAGUAAGGAAUGUAGGGCCAGUCAAGAACGUUGUUAUCAUACCACGGACGACCAUGGACGAUACCUCUUAUACAUCUGUGUACGGUAAUGAGAGAGCAAUGUACAGAAGUGGCAAAAUGGAGAGGGUCGAAGUGAAUGCUAACAGUUUCGGAUCAAAGGUGGACAUCUCUCAAGAUUUAAGCAAGAAACAGGAGCCCAGAAGAGAAACACCCACCAUAGUAGCUCGGGAACACCCAGUUGGAGAAGCCUCUGGCAAUUUGGCCUCUCCUGCAAUGACAGAGGCAGCAGUGACUUCUAGACCGAGUGGUGGUGACCGGCGACAGAAGGAGAAGGACAAGGUGUCCCUGGCGGAGUUCCUUGCCCUGGAGGCGCAGGACUUCGACAGCGAGGACCUGGCCAGCGUCCAGAAGCUGUCCGGGCUGUUUGACGAAAAGAAGGCCAGGCGGGACACUCCGUCAAAAACCCAGACGCCUCCGAGGUCGCCCACGAGGAAGCCAGUGGCACGACCAGCUCCUGUCACUGCCAGCAUCGGUGAUUCCAGGGACUCAGAGGUGCAGCAUUUGCCAGAGGUGAAAGUGCCAGUGGUACGGGUAGUGGUCGUGGAGGAGCAGAAGAAGCAGCAUCCUCCCUCACCGUCACCCUCCAGGAGGGCGUCCUUUUCUGGAGAACUCCGGAGCAGGCCGGUAGCGCCCGCAGUAGCAGCUCUGAGGCCGUGGUCGCCCACACCUCAGCCAUCUGCUGCUGCCUCAGGGGAUCAAGGAGCAGAAGAUGCUGAAAGCCGCAACCGGUUCGAGCGGGCGCGCAUGUUCUUCCAGUCGCUGGAGAAGUCGCAGGGCUCCAGCAGCAGGUCGGGCUCCCUGGACUCGGCUCCCCCAUUCGCGGAGGCCGAAGAUAGCCUCUCCAGCCAGAGGACCAGAGGACAUAACAGACGACGGCGGCGCAGCGGCGACGGGGGCUCCGUGACGCCUGGUGGUGGCGUCCAAUGGGAGACGGGCGGACCGCGCUGGCAGAGCCGCCUGGGGGAGAGGCCCGGAGGCAGUGAACGACUGCCGCGAAAGGUGUCCGAGAGGUUCCACGUCCGGGACCUGUUCCGCGAUGUGCUGGGUGAGGGCGGCGUGCGCGGCAUCCCGCACCAGCAGGCAGUGUUGGCAGCCCUGCGCAGUGUCGAGAGCGACGGCAGCCGACCCGUCUCCCCCUACGAGGAGCUGGCGGCCAGCGGGGGCAUCAGCAGCCCCGAUCCGGACCCAUACCCAGACGCUGACUCAGAUCCAGAUCCAGAUUCAGAGCCAAUGCCGGAGUUGGAUUGCCGGCGGGGCUGCAGCUCUCCGGAGCCGCAGGCGUACCUAUCCGAGUACCCGUACCUGCCCAAGACGCCGACCCGUCAGUUCCGACCGAGGCCAGCCCUGCUGCAGCCCACGCUGAUACCACGCAGGGAGCUGCUCAAGACAGAGUGACUCUCCACCAGCACGGGACUCCUCAACGUGGGACAGUCGUUCACUAGGGGAACUCCUCAACAUGGAACAGCCACCCAAUGGGGACCCCUCAACAUAGGACAGCCACUAGGGGAACUCCUCAACAUAGAGCUGUCCUCCACUGGGAGACCUCUCAACAUGGGACAAUUAUUCACUAGAGGAUCUCCUGCACAUGGGACAACUGCCCACUAGAGGAUCAACAAGAGACAGUUAUCCACUAGAGGACCUCCCCAACAUAGAGCAGUCCUUCAGUGGGAAACUCCUGAACAUGGGAGAACCAUCCACUAGGGGACCUUCUCAACAUAGACCAGUCCUCCACUGGGGAACCCCUCAACAUGGGACAACUAUCCACUAGGGAUCUCCUCCACAUGGGACAACUAUCCACUAGAGGAUCUCAUCAACUUGUAACAGGCCUCCACUGGGGUACCCCUCAACAUGGGACAACUAUCCACUAAAGGUUCUCCUUAACAUGGUACAACUAUCCCUUAGAGUACCUCUUAAACAUAGAGCUGCCUUCCACUGGGGAGCUCCUCAAAAUGUGACAGACAUCCACUAGGGGAUCUCCUCAACAUAGAACAAUGCUCCACUCAGAAACUCCUCAACAUGGGACAGCCACCCACUAGGAUAUCUCCUCAACAUAGAGCAGUCCUUCACUGUGGAACUCCUCAACAUGGGACAGCCAUCCACUAGAGGAUCUCUUCAACAUAGAGCAGUUCUCCACUGGGGAACCCCUCAACAUGGGUCAACUAUCCACUAAUGGUUCUCCUCAUCAUGGUACAACUAUCCCUUAGAGGACCUCUUCAACAUAGAGCUGUGUUCCACUGGGGAAGUCCUCAACAUGUGACAGCCAUCCACUAGGGGAUCUCCUCAACACAGAAAAAUCCUCCACUGAGGAACUCCUCAACAUGGGACAGCCUUCCACUAGGAGAACUCCUCAACUCUGGAUAGUGUUCCAACAGGAAUCUGCUUGAGGCAGAGAGAUUGUCCACUAGAGAGCUUUAGAAGUCUGAGUUACUAUCCACUGAGGAACUCUUCAACACUGGACUUCCUUCCUCUAGAGAAAUUCCUCAACAUAGAACAGCCCUCUCCUGUGGAUCUCCUCCAAAUGGGACGAUUAUCCACUGGGAAACUGCUUGAGGCAGUAUGAUUGACCACUGGGCAGCAGUGCAAGGUGGAGUAGCUGACCAAUGGAAAAAUGCUUGAGGUGGAGUUUCUGUUCAACAGCGAUUUUUUUUUCAAGACAAGGGAAAGCUAUCCUAGCAAACUCAGCACAUAGUUAGUCAUCACUGGGCAACUUUUCGAAAUGUCGGUACACCAAUAAUGGAGCAGACAAGCCAUAGUACAUACCAUAUUCAUAUUAUACAGAAAACAGCCAAAGACAUACUAGCUUGGAAUUAGAAAACCGAAAACCGACCAAGAUGGAGCGGCAGUUUGUUAAGAAUCUGGAAAUGAUGAAGUGAUUGCAAAAGAUAGGAUAAUUGUCCAACAGGGAACUGCUCAAGACAAAGUGACUGCCCAAAAAAGAACUGUUGAAAAUGGAGUGAUUCUCUGAGGGAUAACUCCCCAACACACAGUGACUAUUCAAAAUAGUGUAACUUUCCAUUAGUGAGUGGCUAGAGACUCAACUGUUAUUGAAUGAACUUCUCAAGGUGGAAUGAUUGUGUAUUAGUGAACUUCUCAAGGUCGGACGAUUGUCCAACAGAGAACUGUUGAAGACAGUGUGGGUGUGCAAAAUGGAACUGCUUGAUACUCAGUGACUUCCCGGAAGUGCUCAAAGUGGACUGUUAAGGCAUGUAGAACUCCUUAAGAUAGAGUGAUAGUCCGUUAGACCACCGCUCAAGACAUAGUGACUGUGAAAUUGAGAUCUGCGAGAACUGUUGACUGAAGAAAUGCUCAAGGUGGAGUGAUUUCCUGGCAGAGAACUCGCAAAUGCUCCAGAUGAACUGAUACUCCAAUAGCGAACUGCUCAAGAAAGAGAAACUUGGCAGUACAGCAGGGUUGACGAAGAAGAAUGAUCUCGUAUGGUAUAGCAUCAGCUUGUUGUUGUAUAUAAGGACAACCAGAAGCCUACAUGUAACUGUUUGAAGCUUUUUUUAAAUAAACUUGGAUACUACCAUUGUUCUCAA
Schistocerca piceifrons (Central American locust) is the source of this 4542-nucleotide messenger RNA. RefSeq names its product mediator of DNA damage checkpoint protein 1-like. Bases 29 to 2398 code for a protein of 789 amino acids. NCBI's taxonomy places the organism in Eukaryota, Metazoa, Arthropoda, Insecta, Orthoptera, Acrididae. The record is from RefSeq and is a predicted model, not a curated record. The transcript has 6 exons.